CUUUCUCCCUCAAGUCUCGAACGCCAUAUCACUUCCCAACAUUCAGAGACUCCCCUCCCCUUCUCUCCGUCUCUCUCUCUCUCUCCAGCACUUCCAAUAAAACACAACGUAAGCUUCUUCUUCUUCUUCUUCUCCUCUUCUGUUGAAAUGGCCGUUGACGCUGUUCUGUCGUCGCCGCUUGGCCCUCCGGCGUGCGAGAAAGACUCCAAUGCCCUGAAGUUCAUCGAGGAGAUGACCCGGAACGCCGAAGCGGUCCAGGAGCGCAUCCUCGCCGAGAUAUUGAGCCGCAAUGCCCAUACUGAGUACCUCAAACGGUAUGGGCUCGGCGGGGCCACCGACCGUGACGCCUUCAAGUCCAAGGUCCCAGUGAUCACUUACGAGGACCUCCAGCCUGAAAUCCAGCGCAUCGCUAACGGCGACCGAUCCGCCAUCCUCUCCGCUCACCCCAUCUCCGAAUUCCUCACCAGCUCGGGGACUUCAGCAGGAGAGAGGAAGCUGAUGCCCACGAUUCAAGAGGAGCUAGAUCGCCGCCAGUUGCUCUACAGUCUCCUCAUGCCAGUCAUGAACCUCUACGUGCCUGGGCUUGACAAGGGCAAAGGCCUAUACUUCCUGUUCGUCAAGUCCGAGACACGGACCCCGGGAGGUCUCCUGGCCCGGCCGGUGCUCACGAGCUACUACAAGAGCGACCACUUCCGGACCCGCCCAUACGACCCCUACAACGUGUACACCAGCCCGAACGAGGCCGUGCUGUGCGCCGACUCGUUCCAGAGCAUGUACACCCAAAUGCUGUGCGGCCUGCUGGAGCGCGACCAUGUGCUCCGCCUCGGUGCUGUGUUUGCCUCGGGGCUGCUCAGAGCCAUCCGGUUCCUCCAGCUCAAUUGGCGCCAGCUGGCGGAUGACAUCAGGACCGGGACCCUCAACCCCAGGGUGACCGACCGGGCGAUCCGGGAAUGCAUGGGCCAGGUUCUGAAGCCGGACCCUGAGCUCGCCGAGUUCAUGUGCAGGGAGUGCGGAAAGGGGGAGUGGGAGGGCAUCAUCACUAGGAUUUGGCCCAAGACGAAGUACCUGGACGUGAUCGUCACGGGGGCUAUGGCCCAGUAUAUUCCAACGUUGGAUUACUAUAGCGGGGGCCUCCCCUUGGCAUGCACAAUGUAUGCAUCGUCCGAAUGCUAUUUCGGGCUCAACCUUAACCCGAUGUGCAAGCCGUCCGAGGUGUCCUACACGAUCAUGCCCAACAUGGCCUACUUCGAGUUCCUGCCCCAUGAGCCCGACUCCCCAGUCGUCUUCACAAAGGAGUCGCCCCCCGAGCUGGUGGACCUAGUAGACGUGGAGGUUGGAAAGGAGUACGAGCUCAUCAUCACCACCUACACUGGGCUAUACCGGUACAGGGUCGGGGACAUACUCCGGGUCACCGGGUUCCACAACUCGGCCCCACAGUUCCACUUCGUUCGGCGCAAGAACGUGCUCCUCAGCAUCGACUCGGACAAGACCGACGAGGCCGAGCUGCAGAGGGCUGUGGAGAACGCGUCCCAGGUCCUGCGAGGGCAUGGCGCCAGUGUUGUCGAGUACACAAGCUACGCGGACACGAGGACGAUCCCUGGCCACUACGUGAUCUAUUGGGAGCUCCUGGUGAAGGACCCAGCAAGGGCCCCGGGGUCGGACGCUCUGAGCAAGUGCUGCCUGGCCAUGGAGGAGUCGCUCAACUCAGUGUACCGGCAGUGCCGGGUGGCCGACAUCUCGAUCGGACCCCUUGAGAUACGCGUGGUGAGGUCGGGCACGUUCGAGGAGCUGAUGGACUACGCGAUCUCCCGAGGUGCCUCAAUAAAUCAAUACAAGGUGCCGAGAUGCGUCAAAUUCACCCCGAUCAUGGAGCUGCUAGACUCGAGAGUUGUCUCGACCCAUUUCAGCGCCGCUUUGCCCCAUUGGACCCCCGAAAGGAGACGGUAGCUUCCCCCAUCGACCGAUCCCCGCCCAAAAAAAAAAAAAGUCAACGGCCUGGUCAAAUAGAUUCUCUUGUCUCUCUCUGUUUUUUUUUUAUUUUUUUUUGGUUAGUGUUUUGUGGAAAGUGUAAGUUGAAUAGGACAUUUCAGGGUGAGGUUUUGUUUGUUAAAUGGGUUCAAUUAACCUGCGAAAAGUAUGUAAAACCUUUUCAAGUGUCUGUCCAGUGGAAUGGUUCUUUCAUGUAAACCGGGGGGACAGCUGGAAUCAAUUUUUCCAACGUGCUUAUUAA
Messenger RNA from Punica granatum (pomegranate), 2230 nucleotides. NCBI's taxonomy places the organism in Eukaryota, Viridiplantae, Streptophyta, Magnoliopsida, Myrtales, Lythraceae. The record is from RefSeq and is a predicted model, not a curated record.